CAAGCUUUGAUUUCACCUCGUGCCCAGCUCUUUUCGUCCUCCUCUUCCGUUCCCAAGCUUUUUUCCUUUUCCCCUCCCUGUAGCUAGUCCCGACUCUUCUACUCCCCGCCGCGCUGUACCCGCCCAUUCCUGCACCCGCUCAUGCACUCGGCGCGCUGAUCCAAUCCGGUCCAUACCAAGACUUCUUUUUUCUUCUCCCUGACCCCAAUGACGUGCUAACCCGCCGUCGGGCAAUCUCUUGGUUGUUACGUUUGCUCAUCGCCAUCGUGGGAGCAAAUGCUCAUCCCACGACGAGCCAGCCAGUCGGCUACUCAGCGAAUUGCCGAUCAGCUCUGCGUCAAUCUGCCUUUGCCUGUGACCGCGACACAUUUGUCAUGACCUGUCGUCUUCGUUGGGUCACGCUCCCGCGCGUAGCCCAUCCCUCACUGCAAACCAUGCUGUGCUGGAUCUGACGGGCUCCAGAAGCGAUUCCCAAAUCAUAUCGAGUUUCCAGCCAAAUGAUGCGGCUUCUGCCACUCCAUUGUCAAGGCGGUGAUUGCUGGCUGCCACCCGUCCGCCUGUUACUGUCUCUUGCGGCUGCUCUUACGCCCCCGUCGCGGCCGGAACCAGCCCAUACCAUGUCCCAGACUAUCAACUGCCGCCGACGCCACAUUCCCCGUCCAUAACUUGUUUGACUUGAAAAGCUAUCGGCAUUCCCUAUCCUUUCGUCUCUCUGCUCGCAUUUUCCGGCCGGAGAAUGCCUCAUGAGGUCGCAUUGGGGUCCUCUUUUUCGUAUGCACCCUUUUGCGAAACGGCCAAAACGGUCCAACACAUGCGAGUUGGGAAGGUACUUGUUCAUUCGCGGCGUCGCCAUCCCAAGAACCCAUAAAUACAAACUUGCGGCUGAGAACAUCUACUUCGUUCCUAUUAUUAAGGCUUCCGUGAUUUUUUCUUAAAAAAAAACAAGAUCCAUUUGCGACCACAACUGUUGCGAUCACUACUUCUGCUACAAAAAUAACCACGAGCCAAACUGCCGCCUUUGAGCCAUGGCUGCUCCCACUGACAUGGUCAUGGAUGUGGAUAGACCAAAUCCUCGACUCAAUGGCGGCAGUCCGAGAAACUAUCUCCAAAAUGGGAGUCCUGGAAGCCCUUACAAUGGCAGCCCGCGCAGCAUGCACAACGGCAGCCCUCGGAGAAUGGGUUUAGAUUUUGUCACCUUGGGCAUGUUCAUAAUAGAUGAAAUACAUUUUCCACCACCACAACCUGCGGUACAAAACAUUCCUGGCGGCGCAGGAUCCUUCUCGGCGCUUGGGGCUCGAAUAUUCUCUUCGCCGCCUGUCUUGUCAAGAGCAGUGGGCUGGAUUGUGGAUUGUGGCUCGGAUUUCCCACCAGCACUACGGCAUUAUCUCACUGAGUGGGAGACGUACUGCUUGAUGCGCGAGACACCCGACCGGUUAACAACAAGAGGACUGAACGAGUACGGUGAGCACGAUUUCAGAGCUUUCAGAUAUCUGACCCCGAAACGACGACUGGAAUUCACCGAUCUGAUGCCUGAAAUGCUGUUAUCUAAGAGCUUUCAUCUGAUAUGCUCGCCGUCGAGGUGUAUAGAGCAAGUUGAAGGAAUACUACGGCGGAGAAGUCGGGAACUCGGCGUCGAUGUGUCGAAGCGACCCCUAUUCAUAUGGGAACCUGUACCUGAUUUGUGCACUCCCUCUCAGUUGGACGUAGCACGCCAGGCACUACGGAACGUUGAAGUCGUUUCCCCAAAUCACAUGGAACUGUGCGCCUUCUUCGGAAUCUCUGGGUCCCUGCCCGACAGCGGUGCCGUCGACCGCAACAUGGUCGAACGAUGCGCCGACGAGUGGCUCUCCUCCGGAAUCGGCGUCGAGGACGGUCCAGGCGCCAUCGUCGUCAGGGCUGGUAGAGAGGGAUGUUACAUCGCUACGCGAAAGCAGUCGUGCUGGUUACCAGCCUAUCACCAGUCCCCAGAAAAAGUGAAGGAUCCAACGGGAGGCGGUAAUACGUUUCUGGGCGGUCUAGCUGUCGCCCUUGCAAGGGAUAAGAGUCUGGUUGAAGCGGCGAUUUGGGGCACCGUCGCCGCGAGCUUUGCGAUUGAACAGAUCGGCAUGCCAAUCCGGACGGUAGGACAAGACGGGAAAGAGCGCUGGAACGGAGAUCGUGUUGCGGAACGUUUAGAAUUAUAUCUACAGAGGUUGUGAAUACGUGGUGCACAUCCGCAUGAGAGAUUAUGGUGGGAAAAGCGAACAUUUUGUUUUUGUGAAUGGGGCACUACUGCUGCUGAUUGAGCUGAUGGUCGGGAUUCUAUAUACAUACGUAGCAGUUGCCUCGCCAUCCUCUCCUCGUAGACUUCUAAGGUUUAGUAGACGACUUGCCCAGAUAUACCCCUCCAAUGAAAGACAACAUCAUAAUCAACA
Messenger RNA from Verruconis gallopava, 2414 nucleotides. RefSeq lists its product as uncharacterized. The record is from RefSeq and is a predicted model, not a curated record. The transcript is spliced from 4 exons. NCBI's taxonomy places the organism in Eukaryota, Fungi, Ascomycota, Dothideomycetes, Venturiales, Sympoventuriaceae. Bases 1026 to 2198 code for a protein of 390 amino acids.